CUGGUCAGACGUGCGGGAGAGGCAGCGGUGGCCGGAGCGCGGCGGGAGGAUGGCGGGGUGCCGCGGGCUGUGCCUGCUGCUGCUGCUCUGUGCGCUGCUGGGAGCCGCCGCUCCCGCAGAGAGUAGUGGAAACAGCAAGUCAAAAGGAAGAAGUUUUCUUGGCCAGAAAGUUCCAGAUACAAAUAAUGCCUCUGAAGCACUAUAUGAAGUGGAUGAAUUUGCAGCAAAAGCCCUCACAGGAAAGCUGACUACAGUUUUUCUUCCCAUUGUCUAUAUCAUUGUCUUUAUCAUUGGUUUGCCUAGCAAUGCCAUGGCCCUCUGGGUCUUUUUUUUCCGAACAAAGAAGAAACAUCCAGCUGUGAUUUAUAUGGUUAACUUGGCACUGGCAGACCUUCUUUUUGUUGUCUGGUUCCCGCUGAAGAUUGCAUACCAUGUAAAUGGUAAUAAUUGGCUAUUUGGUGAAGGUCUCUGCAAAGUACUUGUUGGAUUUUUCUAUGGAAAUAUGUACUGUUCCAUUCUCUUUAUGACAUGUCUCAGUGUGCAACGCUAUUGGGUUGUGGUGAACCCCAUAGUGCACUCAAGAAAGAAAUCUGAAAUUGCCUUGGGCAUCUCCCUUGCUGUGUGGUUACUGAUUUUGUUGGGCACCAUUCCAUUGUAUCUUGUUAACCAGACAGCACAUAUUUCAAGUCUUAACAUCACUACCUGCCAUGAUGUGUUGCCUGAAAAUACUUUGGCUCAUAGUAUGUUCAGUUAUUUCCUCUCGCUUGCAAUUGGAUUCUUCUUAAUCCCAGCUCUCCUCACUGCUGUUGCUUACAUACUAAUGAUUAAGACUCUAAGUGCUUCCAUCUCAGAUAUAAGCGCUGGGAAGAAACGGAAAAGAGCAAUCAAACUCGUUAUUGCUGUCCUGUCCACGUAUCUCAUCUGUUUUACACCUAGCAACGUGCUGCUUGUUGUGCACUAUUUGCUCCUCAAAACCCACAGCGAGAGCCAUCUGUAUGUGUCGUACAUAAUCGCACUGUGUCUUUCUACUUUGAACAGUUGUAUUGAUCCAUUCAUCUAUUAUUAUAUUUCAAAAGACUUCAGAGACCACCUUAAAAACGCUGUUCUUUGCCGAAGUGUGCGAACUACACAGAGGAUGCAAGUGUCUCUCUUAUCAAGCAGAUACCCCAAGAAAUCAAAUUCUUAUUCUUCAAACUCAAAUGGGACCACUAAAUCAACCUACUGAGUUUAAUCCUAGAAAAGGGAACUUUUAUUGCUACUGGUGAAAGGAUGUAAGUGACAAGAGUUAUUUUGUACAAGAGGGACUGAAGAAACAUCUCUGCUUUUUAAUUGCAUUGAAGCCCAGAUUUCGGAACUGUCAGCUGCUGGCCCUGUGUAGAAACUGUAAGCAGAUAAAUCUUCCCACUAGACUGGAAAAAAAAAAUCAUGACAUUUCAGAUGCUUUGCAAAAAUGCUGCUGACCUGGAAGUAAGUUGUGGUUGAAGACAUUUUUGUUCAAUAUCAAAGUUUUUAAAAAGCAAAAUGUCACUGGAAUGUUGUGUAGUGUUGCUAGUAUAUUUAAUUAACAGAGAAAUCUGUUUUGUUUCGCUUUAACUGUAAUGUAUUAAACAGCUGAACAGACUGUGUAUGUAGGAACAUGCUCUGUGUACCUGCUUACACUGAACAUUAUUUGAAACCGUAAAAAGAAGGAAAGGAGAAUCCAUUUCACCGUCUUGGUGUAGACUUCUUAUUAUCUUUAGUAUAAUGUAAUUUUAUGUUGUUUACGAAGUUAUGCUGUAAAUACUAGCAUGGCAGAAGCCUGUAAGGUUAUCCUAUUGAGUUGACAAGCUGAACUUGUUACCAGCUAGCACUGAGAUAAAAAGUUAGUUGAGAUUUAUACGCUGUUACUUAAUGCUUGCCAGUACAUAAUCUUAAAUGGGGCUAUUUAACACAGUUUUGAUGAAUAGCUAUUUGAUUUUUGUAUAAUGUGCCUUGUAUUUUUUAAGAUACAUAAAUAAGGUUUUUUUAAUAACACAUUUGAGUUGGGUGCUUUCUUUUAUGUUUUUACAUAAAAUGUGUUCUUUGAAAUGCUUAGUAGUUCAACUUGACUGGCUUCAGGUAACAAAGACAUUAUUCCUAACAGUGAAUUAGAAGUCUGACAACUGUAGCUGUAAUGUCUAAAUGGGUUAAGUAAAAUUUACCUAACGACACAUUUCAUUAGAGCAAAACUGUUCCCUUAUUCGCAGAUAACUAAAACCAAAUGGUUCAGUACUGUGGGGGAAUAAUGAGAUAUAAACAAACACAUAGCAAACUGCAGCCACAGUGGAUUUCUGAAAUAUCUUAAGUCCUCUUCCCUCACCCAGAAUAUGGAAUCGCAUUUACUUUAAAUCUGAAUAGCUGAUAGCUGUAUAUUUGGUGGUAGGAUUUAAAUGUAUUUUUUUUCAAAUCUUGCAGUCCUGAUACAUUUCACCAAGUUGUACACAGAACUUGCAGCCAAGUGACCUAUCUAAGACUUGGGCAUAGCCGGGUCCCUACAAACGCAAGCAAAUGGAAAAGCCCUCGGUCCAAAAUGUACUGAGAUAGCUGGUAUACGGAUAGGAAAUAUUCACCAUUUCAAAUAUGGAGAGUAAGGAAGGGGGUAUAUUGAACUGCGGCAAGAAUUUGAGCAGUCUUGUACAGCUUAAAGGCCAUAAAGUUUUGUAUAAUAAAUUACUUUCUUCUGUG
Grus americana (Whooping crane) is the source of this 2703-nucleotide messenger RNA. RefSeq names its product F2R like trypsin receptor 1 (gene F2RL1). Lineage: Eukaryota; Metazoa; Chordata; Aves; Gruiformes; Gruidae. The transcript is spliced from 2 exons. The record is from RefSeq and is a predicted model, not a curated record. Gene Ontology annotation, cellular component: membrane. Gene Ontology annotation, biological process: positive regulation of Rho protein signal transduction; thrombin-activated receptor signaling pathway; blood coagulation. Gene Ontology annotation, molecular function: thrombin-activated receptor activity. Bases 50 to 1225 code for a protein of 391 amino acids.